AUGUCUUCUAUAUCGAAUGAAACAUAUGAAGGUACAAUUAAAAAGAACAAACAUAUUGAGCUUACACAUGAACAAAAGCAUGAAAUUCGGGAGGCUUUUGACUUAUUUGAUAUGAACGGUACUGGAACGAUUGAUUUGAAAGAAGUAAAAGUGGCUAUGCGUGCCUUAGGUUUUGAACCUAAGAAAGAAGAAAUGCACGAACUAAUUGCUACUCUGAACAAAGAUAGCAAUGGUACUAUAAAUUAUGCUGAUUUCGUGACCAUGAUGACGUUAAAAAUGAGUGAAAAGGAUCCACACGACGAGAUACGAAAGGCUUUUUACCUUUUCGAUACGGACAAAACGGGUAAAAUUUCAUUUCAUAAUUUGAAACGUGUUGCAAAGGAACUUGGUGAAAAUAUGACAGAUGAGGAAUUACAAGAAAUGAUUGAUGAAGCAGAUUGUGACGGAGAUGGAGAGAUUAAUGAAAAGGAGUUUUUACGCAUUAUGCAAAAGACCACUUUAUACGAAGACAAAGUGUCAAAGUCUUAA
This is a messenger RNA of Peronospora belbahrii, 528 nucleotides long. The record is from the annotation of a GenBank genome assembly. NCBI's taxonomy places the organism in Eukaryota, Oomycota, Peronosporomycetes, Peronosporales, Peronosporaceae.